GCACAAUUUGCCGAGAUGAAGUUAUCGGUAAUUGCAGCUUUUGCUGCUCUUUUGGCAUUAUGCCUAAUUGCAGCAGGAGAGCCAUUGUCGCGGAAAAUUAUCAAAAAACCAGAUAUUUUUCCGAUAAAGCCAGGAAAAAAACCACCAGCGCCAAUAAAAAGUUGUGAUAAGGCAGUUGCUGAUGUUAUGCUCGUCUUGGAUGAUUCUGGUAGUGUUGGAUCAACGAACUUCAAGAAAGUGAAAAGAUUUGCACAAAAUAUAGUGAAAUCCUUUAACAUUGGUAGAAACAAAAUUCGCGUGGGAGCCAUUACAUUCAGCGGGAAGGUCAAACUGCAAUUUAAGAUGAAUAAGUAUUAUAACAAGAGGAGGUUGCUCAGGGCAAUCAGCAGAAUAAAGUACAAACACGGAAGUACGAAUACAAAUAGAGCUCUUGACUACUUGAGGACACGGUCAUUCAGACGAGGAGCAGGAGAUAGAAAAGGUGUCCCGAAUAUUGCUAUCGUUCUAACUGAUGGCAAAGCCAACAGUCUCAGUAAAACUAAAAUCGCAGCAUUGAAAUUACGAAAAACAGGCGCCAUUGUGUUUGCUAUUGGUGUUGGCAAAGGAAUUAAACGGUCUGAAUUGAACGUUAUUGGUAGCUCACCACGCCGAAAUUAUGUGUUUUCAGUUAGAAACUUUAAUGCUCUUAUGUCCAUCGCGAAGCAAUUAAUUAAAAGAACUUGUAAUGUUCCAGUAUUACCAGUGCCAAUAACGACAGUUAAAGGUUGUGAUAAGGCAGUUGCUGAUGUUAUGCUCGUCUUGGAUGAUUCUAGUAGUGUUGGAUCAACGAACUUCAAGAAAGUGAAAAGAUUUGCACAAUAUAUAGUGAAUUCCUUUAACAUUGGUAGAAACAAAAUUCGCGUGGGAGCUAUUACAUUCAGCGGGAAGGUCAAACUGCAAUUUAAGAUGAAUAAGUAUUAUAACAAGAGGAGUUUGCUCAGGGCAAUCAGCAGAAUAAAGUACAAACACGGAGGUACGAAUACAAAUAGAGCUCUUGACUACUUGAGGACACAGUCAUUCAGACGAGGAGCAGGAGAUAGAAAAGGUGUCCCGAAUAUUGCUAUCGUUCUAACUGAUGGCAAAUCCUUCAGUCUCAGAAAAACUAAAAUCGCAGCAUUGAAAUUACGAAAAACAGGCGCCAUUGUGUUUGCUAUUGGUGUUGGCAGAGGAAUUAAACGGUCUGAAUUGAACGUUAUUGGUAGCUCACCACGCCGAAAUUAUGUGUUUUCAGUUAGAAACUUUAAUGCUCUUAGGUCCAUCGCGAAGCAAUUAAUUAAAAGAACUUGUAAUGUCCCAGUAUUACCAGUGACAAUUCCUGCUAGACCUUGUGUAUGUUCAGCAUCUGGAGAUCCUCAUUACAAAACAUUUGAUGGUCAGAUGAUUCAUUUUAUGGGAACGUGUAAAUACACACUGGUAACACCUCACCAAGGAAGUAAUUAUCCGCAUUUUAAAGUAGAAGUGAAAAAUGAACAUCGUGGAAGAAAUAAGAGAGUAUCUUAUACACGUCUUGUCGAUGUAAAACUCGGUAACAACACGCUGCGCUUGCUACCGAGACGAAGAAUCACAGUGAAUGGCGUGCGCUUUCAAAUGCCAAUCAAUAAUUAUUUGGGAUUCACAGUAAAAUAUGCUGCUGGUUGGGUUAGAGCCGAAACAGCUUUCGGUCUUCUAGUGAAAUUUGAUGGAAACCAUCGUGUCAUUGUCAAAGUUCCCGGUACUUAUAGAAGAGAACUUACAGGAAUAUGUGGUGAUUGCAAUGGCAAGAAAGAUGACUGGCGCACAAAAGCUGGGGUUAAUGUAUCAAAACGAAGAAACAAAUAUUCUCUUAUCGGUAAAAGCUAUGAAGUUCCUGACGAUAGUGAUAAACCUCAGAAGAAAUGUCAGACAACCGAUGUAGGUGUUACAUGUAAAAACCGAGUAAUUCGGCGUUGCAAAGAAAUUAUCAAGAAGGGAGGUAUCUUUAAAAAGUGCCUGAAGUCUAUAUUUUCGACUGCAGUCAAGUUUUACCAAUCAUGCAAAAUAGACGUUUGUGCUUAUAACAAGGACAAAAAAUUAAAGAAAGAAGUUUUAUGUCGCUCGUUUGAAGCAUUCGCCCAGAAUUGUGAAAAUAUCGGUGUUUUAGUAAACUGGAGGAAAGCACUUAAAUGUAAAUUAAAGUGCCCUAAAAACAUGGUGUAUAAAUUCUCCACUCCUAUAUAUCAACCCUCAUGCUCUAAUAGAAGAAUCCCUCGCAUUAGAAAAUUUACAGAAGGUUGUGUAUGCAAAAAGGGAUUCAUACUUAGUGGGACAGAAUGUGUUCCAUCCACAAGAUGUGGCUGUAAAUACAAGGGAUUAUACAUGAAACGAGGUUCAAGCUUCCUGUUGGACGAUUGCUCAAGGAAAAUUUCAUGUAGGAACAAUGGCAGACUUAGAAUAUCACGACCUUGUCAUAAAUAUUCUGUGUGUCAAGUGGUAAAUGGAGAUCGUGUGUGUAAAUGUAAGAAAGGACAUGUUAUCAAGAGGGGGAAAUGUGUCGCACCAGCACCAAUAACAACAACAACAGCUAAAGGUUGUGAAAAGGCAGUUGCUGAUGUCAUGCUCGUGUUGGAUGACUCUGGUAGUGUGGGAUCUAAGAACUUUGCGAAGGUGAAAACAUUUGCACAAAAUAUAGUGAAGUCCUUUAACAUUGGUAGAAACAAAAUUCGCGUGGGAGCCAUUACAUUCAGCCACAAGGUCAAACUGCAGUUUAGGUUGAAUAGGUAUUAUAACAAGAAGAAUGUGCUCAAGGCAAUCAACAGAAUAAAAUACAAACAUGGAAGUACGAAUACACAUAAAGCUCUUGAUUACUUGAGGAGACUUUCAUUCAGACGAAUUGCAGGAGAUAGAAAACUAGUCCCGAAUAUUGCUAUCGUUCUAACUGAUGGCAAAUCCAACAACCUCAGUAAAACUAAAAGCGCAGCUUUGAAAUUACGAAAAACAGGCGCCAUUGUGUUUGCUAUUGGUGUUGGCAAAGGAAUUAAACGGUCUGAAUUGAACGUUAUUGGUAGUUCACCACGCCGAAAUCAUGUGUUUUCAGUAAAAGGCUUUAACGUUCUAAAUUCCAUUGUGAAGCGAUUGACUAAAAGAACUUGUAAUGUUCAUCCAUGUGACGCAAAACCAUGCAAGAAUGGUGGAGUGUGCAGGAGACGUGGCCAAACAUACAAAUGCUCAUGUAGACGUGGAUUUGUCGGUAGACAAUGUACAAUUGUUUCAUUUCAAGCCCCAGCGCCACUUACUUCAUUAUGUCAGUGUCGAGCAGUAGGUGAUCCUCAUUAUAGGACAUUUGAUGGUCAGAUGAUUCAUUUCAUGGGAUCGUGUAAAUAUACACUUGCAUCAACAAUAAAUGGAACCCGAUUAUCCAAUUUCAAUGUCGAAGUGAAAAACGAACAUCGUGGCUACAAGAGGGUUUCCUACACUCGCUUGGUUGAUAUCAAAAUAAAUGGUGUUACACUUCGUCUGUAUCCAAAACACAGAAUUGCGGUCAACAAUGAAUUAUUAGAAAUGCCAUUGAUUAAGUACAUGGGAUUCACGGUUGUCAAUACUGGUGGAUGGGUUAUAGCAACCACAACAUUCGGGCUUCUAGUGAAGUUUGAUGGUAAUCAUCGUGUCAUUGUCCAAGUACCAAGUUAUUAUAAAGGGCAAUUGACAGGUAUCUGUGGUGAUUGCAAUGGUAGAAAAGAUGACUGGCGUACAAAGACCGGAGUUGACGUAACAAGGAAAAGAAGCAAAUAUUCUCUUAUUGGUAAAAGCUAUGCAGUUAUCGACGACAGCGAUAAACCUAGCAAAAAGUGCGAAGUUACAGAUCCCAGUACUACUUGUUCUAAAUCAGUAACCAAAGUUUGUGACUAUAUGAAAAAUUUCAACGGUGUUUUUAAAAGAUGUAUAAUAAAAUUAGGUAUUAAAGUCGUACAACAAUAUAUUCAGUCAUGCAAGAUUGAUGCUUGUGCUUAUAAAACUGUAUCUAAGACACUCAAAGAAGUUACCUGCCGAGCUUACGAAGGUCUCGUUCGUCAAUGUGAAGAUGCUGGUGUCUUGGUUAACUGGAGAGGAGUUCUUGGAUGCCGUUUGGAUUGUUCGAGAGGCAAAAACAUGAUGUACAAAGUUAAAAUAGCCGCCAACCAACCAACUUGUUUCAACAGAAAUCCACCAGCCAUUUCUUAUUAUAGUGAUGGAUGUGUAUGCAAGCCUAACUAUAUUCUUAGCGGCAAUGAAUGCGUACCUAAAUCAAAAUGUGGUUGCAUGUAUAAAGGAAUGUAUAUAAAGGCACACACAUCUGUUUUGUUAAACGAUUGUUCCCGAUCCAUCACAUGUUUGAGCAAUGGAAAAUAUACGACGAAAUCUACAUGCCCAAAAGAUUCUAGUUGUCUCGUCGAAUUCGGUAGACGCACAUGCAAAUGCGCAUCUGGAUUUGCACCUGUGGGAAAGGAAUGCAAAAAAACAUCAGUGCCACCACCUUCGAUUAUUAAUCCAGCCUUUUUAAAACCAGUUCUGCACAGGUUCUUUCGGGUAACGGUGGCUUACAUAGUAGGCAAACCUUUGGAAGAGUCUACUGAAAAACAUGUGGAACAAUGUGCUCACAAAUGUCUCAAGAAUAAAAAAUGUAAAUCAUUUAACUUCGAUGAACUCGAGAAAAAAUGCCAACUAUAUGAUAUCAGCGCUGCUACUGUCACUUUGAAACCAAGUGAAUGUCCCUAUAAGGAAUAUUUUCAAUUAAUCGAAAGCAGAAAUGUUCUCAUCAAGGGUGCAACUAUAGUAACUUGUGUCCAUCUUGAUGAGUUUUCUAAAAUCAACAGUGAAGAAAAGUGUAAAGCUAAGUGUUCUGAGAAAAAAUGCAAAGCAAUGGAAUACUCUAGAUUUUUCAAACAAUGUGGCGUCACACAUAAAGGCUUGACGACAUAUGGCCUAGUUGGCAAUAUGUUCUGGAAAUUUUCUGUAACUUUGGAUACACUACCUGGGGUGGCCUACUAAUGAAUUCUGACGUUUUUGGAAACAAACGUAUUCACUGAUCAUGAUUUGUGAUGUGUAAUGGUACAAUAUAACAUAUACACACACACGCACACCGGUUUCAGAUACCGCAAACCAGGGUAUAGGUAUAUACAUGUUUACGUACAAGCAUACAUACAUACAUACAUACAUACAUACAUACAUACAUACAUACAUAUAUA
Molecule: messenger RNA, 5219 nt
Organism: Octopus sinensis (East Asian common octopus)
Lineage: Eukaryota; Metazoa; Mollusca; Cephalopoda; Octopoda; Octopodidae
Product: zonadhesin-like
Exons: 32
Coding region: 16-5022 (1668 amino acids)
Cellular component (GO): extracellular matrix
Molecular function (GO): calcium ion binding
Source: RefSeq, a predicted model, not a curated record